AGGACCGAUACGCGCAUGCCCGUCAUUAUCUCGUGUACUAGCUCAGUUUGCACGCCGCAGCUCAGAGCGCGGCCGCGCGCCGCCGACCGAUGCUCAACCGUCAAAUCAGUGCUCUAUCGAAAACUAAACGAGCGUUCUAUAGUGAGUGCGUUGCAUUUUCAAAUCAAGAUGAGGCGCAACGUGAAAAUUAUGUUCCUCGUAGGAACUGCUUGGAUGUUUUUCCUUUUUUACUACAUGCAGUCUGAUGCUCCACAGUCUAAGGAAGAAAACAUAGCCCUACGACUAAUAAAACAAACGAACAUCGAAGAAACAGAGAGCAGUCCAUCAGCUGACGAGCCGUACACCAGCACAGGGCGGUACUUCGACGAGGGGGGGUAUGUGGCGGGGGGCACCAAGGACUCCGACCCGUACGUGCGGAACCGUUUCAACCAGGCCGCCUCCGAUGCCCUCCCCAGCAACAGAGCCGUGCCUGAUACGCGAAAUGCUAUGUGCCGGCUAAAGAAAUACGAUGAAGAUCUCCCUCAUACCAGCGUCAUCAUCACCUUCCACAACGAAGCUCGCUCGACGCUUCUGCGUACCAUCGUCAGUGUCCUAAAUAGAAGUCCGGAACAUCUGAUCAAAGAAAUAAUUCUAGUCGAUGACUUCAGUGAUAAUCCGGAAGACGGUGCAGCGCUGCGUGCUAUCCGCAAGGUGCGCGUGAUUCGCAACAGCAAGCGCCAGGGGCUGAUGCGGUCGCGCGUGCGCGGCGCUGACGCGGCCACCGCGCCCGUGCUUACCUUCCUCGAUUCGCACGUCGAGUGCAACGCGCACUGGCUCGAGCCGCUGCUGCAGAGGAUCAAGGAGGACCCGACUCGCGUGGUGUGUCCCGUGAUCGACGUGAUAAGCAUGGACAGCUUCCAGUACAUCGGCGCCUCAGCCGACCUGCGCGGCGGGUUCGACUGGAAUCUGGUCUUCAAGUGGGAGUACCUAUCUCAUUCCGAGCGUAGCGCGCGUUUGAGCGACCCUACGCAGGUGAUCCGCACGCCUAUGAUCGCUGGCGGUCUCUUCAGCAUGGACCGCAAGUACUUCAACAAGUUGGGCAAGUACGACAUGAAGAUGGACGUGUGGGGCGGCGAGAAUUUGGAGAUAUCGUUCAGAGUGUGGCAAUGCGGUGGUUCCCUGGAGAUAGUUCCCUGCUCCCGCGUCGGCCACGUAUUCCGUAAAAGGCACCCGUAUACCUUCCCCGGUGGCUCCGGGGCCGUGUUUGCGAGGAACACCCGCCGCGCCGCCGAGGUGUGGAUGGACAACUACAAGGAACUGUACUACAGGUCGCAGCCGCUGGCCAAGCAAGUUGACUAUGGAGACAUCUCGGAGCGCGUGGCGCUGCGCACGCGGCUGCACUGCAAGCCGUUCCGCUGGUACCUGGAGCACGUGUACCCCGAGCUGCAGGUGCCCGCGCUCGCCGACGCGCCGCGCGCCGUGCGCCAGGGCGCGCGCUGCCUCGACACCAUGGGCCAUCUCAUCGACGGCACUUUAGGAAUGUAUCCUUGUCACAAUACGGGCGGCAACCAGGAGUGGCGCUUCGAGAACGGCCUCCUGCGGCACCACAGCCUGUGCGUGUCGCUGUCCCGCGCCGACCGCGUCACGGCCGUGCUGGCCGCCUGCGACCCCUCCGACUUCGCGCAGCUGUGGAGGAGGAAGGGCGCGCUCAUCACGCACGCCAAGCUCGACGCCUGCUUGGACACUGACCGACCGGCACUUUAUUUAGAAAAGUGCAACGAGGACAAACCCAGUCAACUGUUUACGUUUUAAAUGAAAGACUAGUUCGAUAUCACUGUUAGACCGAAGCGAAAUAUGUUUAAUACUUAAUUAAUAUUUUUUAGUCAAACCUAAUGCUUCAAAAUAAAAAAGAUCAAAUAUCAGUGUUCCAUAGCGUAGUACGGCGUUUUUGAGAAAAAAUAUUAAAAACCUGAUUCUCACAAAUCCUGGUGUUUUUGGGCUCAUUCUACUCAGUCAACAGCAGUGCUCCAUCCCACCAUUAGAAAAACAUGCCCCAAAAUGUCAGUUCAGUGUCUACGUCACGUUUUUAGUACGAAGAUUUUUUUCACUUGUAUGCGCGUGACGUCGUGGAAACUACAAUAUCCAUACAAAUUUUUGGGACAUGGUUUUUUAUAAUCAAUAUUGAAUCUGCUAGUGAUUCUAAGCUCAGCGAACCCAAAAACAUCAGGAUCUGUGAGAAUCAAGUUUUCAAUAUUUUUUCCCAAAAACGCCCAGUAAAGAGAACUGGGCAAAAAUAACUUCUUCGACUUAAUUUCUGUACCUACUUGGUGGAUUGUCAGAUCCACCGGUAUACCUCGUUCAAAAAUACUUGAUAAUCAUACUUAAAAUCUGAAGGUGGAGGAAAUUGUUAUCUCAUGGUGAAUCCUCAUUAUUUUACAUUACACCUACCAGGCUGUUAACAGUGCUAAAUCCGCGAUCCAAUAUCUUAUGUAGGCUUUACAUGGCUAAUUAUUGUUAAGUAGGUAAAUAAGAAGCUUGAUAUAACUAAAAGACAGUUUUGCUUUAAAGCCUUUAUUAUUAGUUAUUCCUUCAAGAUAUGGAUGCCCCUUUUUGGCGUUUAGUUUUAAGAAAGUUGCUGUGAUUAAUUAAGAAUCUACAUGUAAAAAGACUAUGAAUCUUCUUAUAAGAAGCCCUAUACUGUACGAUGUCAUCAAAUUGAUAAUCAUAUUAAUCAUCACAUACCUAUAACUAUAUUAUCACAUCACGGCAACUUAUACAAAGUAUUUAAAUAGAUUAAUGUAAGAUACCUGAUUUGAAUUUUUGAAAUUCUCAAUUCGAAAUGAAGGGAAGGGAUUAUACACAUUUAAUUUAUCACAAUUUCGAGAAACAUGGCGGUUUACUUUUACAUUUCCAGAACACUUACUUUAAUUUAUACUUACUUGGCUGUCAUUUUGACAUGAGUCUUGUUAAAUUUAAACAAGAAAACAUUAACAGUCAAUAAUGAAAGUGAAACUGAAUAUGAUUUUAGAACAAUUUGUUUUUAAUGUUAUAGUAAAUUACCUACGUACGACUCUACAACGUGUAACAGUUAAGACUCACUUAAUAAUCUUAUGAAGUGAUUGAAUGAAUGAUUUGCGACUAAGUAAGUACAUUAAUAAUAGUAGUUACCAUAAAUUUGUAAAUAUGUGAUUAUUAUAAGUGCCGGGAAAGUGGAAUGUGGAUAUUAUGUAAUGAAGGAUUUUGUAAACAGUUGCAUUAUAUUAGAUGUAAAACUGUAACUCCUAGGAUAUUUUAGUUGAAGCAAUACAGUUAGGUUUAUUAUUAUUUGAGAAAAUGAUUAAAGUAUGGCCUACAUUUAUUUAGACUUAACAAGAGCAAACUAGUAAUUGUUACGUAUUUCAAUUCUAUUUCAAUACUCGUUCGUUUUAAGACAAAAAUGUGUAGGUAUGUAUAUUUAUGAUAGAAGAAAUAAUUUAUUGUUUUUUUUAUUGCUUUUAAGUAUUUAAGCAUUGUAAUUGUAUUUGUUUAGGAAAUUAUGACUCUUUCUUCCCUUGCAUGUUUAUUAGUAUAUGUACACCUUUUCAAAUAUAUAUUACUUUAAUCGUUUAUUUUUUGCGAUUACUUCUUAUACAUAUUUAUGUAUGUAUAGUACCUAAACAUUAUUGAUCAUAUUUAUAGUGUGUCAAGAUUCAGAAGACUUUUAUGGCAAAUCCAGCUUGGAAUUUAGGUACUUUCAUAGCCAGAACAAUUUACUUAAUAUGUAUUUGUGUCGUGUUCAAGUGUACUACAUUGUCGCUUGCCAUAAAGACGCUCUGACAGGUUUUUCGUAUAAAGAUACAAGCAAUUUUCGUCCUUAUGGUAAGCGACAAUGUGGUACCUUUUGAUUGAAAACGUCACAUUUAUUUCCUUAAUAUUUGGAGCAAAUCUUGUUUAAUGGGUACCGUCAGGUCCUGAAGCGAACAAAAGAUUAUUGUCAAGGUAAAAAAGCGAACAGAUAACGUGGAACAUGUUUGUUAUGAUUCGUAGUUGCUUUUACUGCUGACAUUCAGUCACAAAAAUCGGUUUUCUAAUAAAUGGCGUACCAUUGAAACGAAUAUGAAUAAUUUUAUCACACUUUCACUGCCAGUAAGUAGAAUCUUUAGUAAUACACUAACUGUAGGCAUUUUGCCUCUUAUAUGUGCCUAGAAGAUUAUAUGUAUGUCACAAAAUAUAAUAUUUCGUACUGUAAAUUGAUUAAAGACUCCGUCUAAGCUAACUCUACACUGACUGACAGAACAGUGUGUGUGAAGUGCAAAGAGUAUAGUAAGUGUAUGUGGUGUUAGUGUCAUUCUAAACGUAAUUUUUCAUAAAAAAUUGACAUUUAUGAUAACAUUUUCACACUAAGUUACUGUAAAUGCCAUGCGGAGUUAGAUUAGACUGUAAUAGUUUAAAAUGUAAGAUAUUGUGAUAUAGGAUGAAGAUAACAUUAAUGACGGAGCGAAAUGGCGUCAUCAGUAAAACCCUGCUGUUUAGAACCCUACCAGGACACGGUCAUCUUGAUAACAACUACACGUAAUAUUCCCGCUUGUCAUUACAUUUGAAGGUUUUAAAAUAAUCUUUUGUGUUGUUCUCAUUAGCGAUAUUAGUUAGGGCGGGCUAAGUGGUCAUUAUCGGCAACCGCUAUCUAAGUCACCUCAGAUUCGCAGAUGACAUAGUCCUCUUCGCAGAAAGCAGCAAAAAUCUGGAAAAAAUGAUAAAUCAACUAAGUGACCAAAUCAAAAAAGUAGGUCUUUCGAUGAACAAAGACAAAACAAAGCUAAUGACCAACAGCUCCGCAUAUAUAACAAAACUCGAAGGAGAGACACUAGAAUACGUAAAUAAAUACAUAUAUUUAGGAAAAGAAAUAUCCUUCGAUAAAGAUAACGAAAAACAAGAGGUAGACUGCCGAAUAAAUACUGGUCCCUGAAAGAAAUAACAAAAGGUGACUAUCCGCUCCACCUAAAAAAAACAGUAAUGGAUACAUGUAUUCUACCGACCCGGUCAAACGUUGACCUACAACAACAGAAUAAAAACAAAACUAGUGAACUGCCAGAAAGCGAUGGAGAGAAGCCUUUUAAAAAUAAGGAAAAUUCACAAAAUAAGAAGCGAAUCCAUACGGAAGAAGACAAAAUUAAUUGACGCCCUACACUACUGUCUACGUUUAAAAUGGCGAUGGGCUGGCCAUGUAGCACGCUACAACGAUAAGCGAUGGACAGCAGAAAUAACUAGAUGGAAAGGUCCCAGUGGAAAAAGACGACAAGCACGACUAAGCGAUGGAGCGAUGACAUCAUAGCUACAGCUGGAAAAGAGUGGAUAAACCAAGCAAAAGACAGAGAAAACUGGAUAAAACUGGAGGAGGCCUAUACCCAGACAGGGGUUCCUAUCCAAGAAAAUGAUGAUGAAACAAAUAAAUAUUAAAGCAAAUAACCUGAGAUGGGAAAUGAAACUGCUUAAUAAUAAUAAUAAUAAGUGGCCCUUGCGGUAGGGACAUCUCGGACGUCUAUGUAACAAAAAGCGAUCACUUUCACGCAAGUUAUUUCCAAUAUUCUUAGUAAGCCGUUGGUAACCGAUUUAACUUAUUACUUGUUGAUUAUCGUUUUAUUAACAAACAUCUUGCGAGACAGGAUUUUUUCAUUUUAUUUUGUUUAAGUAUCUUUCUUCGUUGUUAUUUACAAACAUUCCAUUAUUCUUUCCGUCCUAAGUCCUUAUUAUUUCAAUGAGUAAAUUGACUACGACGCCUAAGCUAGCUACUUUAAAUGGCUAUAUUUUGUUGGAAAUAGCCCUAAUGUAGGCAUUUUUAAUAUUAUAGUUUUAGUGACACGAAUGUUUAUAAAUGCUUAUUUAGGUAUCGUUUUAGAUAAAAAUAUAAUUAUGAUUAAACAGUACUGAACCAGUGCUGGUAUCUCUUCCAAAAUGAUUUACUUGUUAUACUCAUCCUACUCGUAAAAAUCAUGACUUUGGUAAACAGUUGUUUGUAUUUUAUCAUGAGGGGUUUUGUGAAUCUUUAAAUAAAAUGUAUGUAUGAUAACUACAUACUCUACCUACUAAGUAAGUAGUGAUAGUUGCGUAAGAAAAUUCACGAUGUUCACUAUAAAGGCACCUAGAGCACAAAGUAGAGAUUAUCGAAACAAAGUUAGAAAAAUCUUUUAUACAUGCGAUUGUUUUUUUUUUACGAAUUGUUAAAUAGCGGCAAUAAUGCCCUAGUCAAACAUUGUUAAAAUUAUUUUAAUUAUUUGCGAGAUUUAUGUUCAAGAAAUGUGUGAUUUUAUUUUUAGUGAGAGAUUAUUGCAUAUAUAAAUUAAAAAAACGUAUGAU
This is a messenger RNA of Cydia strobilella, 6312 nucleotides long. Its product is annotated as polypeptide N-acetylgalactosaminyltransferase 2-like. The record is from RefSeq and is a predicted model, not a curated record. Gene Ontology annotation, molecular function: polypeptide N-acetylgalactosaminyltransferase activity. Gene Ontology annotation, cellular component: Golgi apparatus. NCBI's taxonomy places the organism in Eukaryota, Metazoa, Arthropoda, Insecta, Lepidoptera, Tortricidae. The transcript has 10 exons. Bases 16 to 1791 code for a protein of 591 amino acids. Gene Ontology annotation, biological process: protein O-linked glycosylation.